UGGGACAGGGAAGAGAAAUGGCUGCAGUGGAGUCAGUCCAGGGGCUGGUGACCUUCAAGGAGAUGGCUAUGUAUUUCACCAGGGAAGAGUGGGCUCUGCUGGACCCCACUCAGAGAGCCCUCUACUGGGAUGUCAUGCAGGAGAACUAUGAGACUGUGACCUCGCUGGGCCAGAGAAUAACAUCCAUGUUUCGCUGCAGAUCAUCUCGUCCUCCCAGGGGCAAGGAAAUGGCUGCAAUGGAGCUGGCUCAGGGGCCGGUGACCUUCGAGGAGGUGGCUGUGUAUUUCUCCAGGGAAGAGGGGACUCUGCUGGACCCCACUCAGAGAGCCCUCUACAGAGAUGUCAUGCAGGGGAACUAUGAGACGAUGGUCUUGCUGGGUAAGGAUUCCUGUCCCUUCUGUUCUUGGAAGGGGAAAUGAAGAGUGAAGGUUCAUGCCACCCCCACAAUGCCAUCUGUACCCUGUCCUGUUUCAGCAUCACCCCAAUAGGCCAGUAACAUACAUACUACCAGAGACCCUCCUCUGCUGCAGAACACUUUGGGAACAGAGCACAGGAGCAGCAUCACACAAUGUCAAAUAUCUCCUCUUUACUCAAGUAAAACUGGGGUUAGGUCCAGCAUAAUGAACAGAAGCUUCCUACCCCCAGCCUUCUCUCAAACCCUGAGCCUUCUCUACCCAAACCAGAAUGUGCUUGGGGUGUAACAAGCAGGCGGCUGGAGUCAGAGCUGCCA
Molecule: messenger RNA, 730 nt
Organism: Gopherus flavomarginatus (Mexican gopher tortoise)
Lineage: Eukaryota; Metazoa; Chordata; Testudines; Testudinidae
Product: zinc finger protein 560-like
Exons: 4
Coding region: 18-419 (133 amino acids)
Biological process (GO): regulation of DNA-templated transcription
Source: RefSeq, a predicted model, not a curated record